Messenger RNA from Cygnus atratus (black swan), 7411 nucleotides. It is a transcript of the gene P2RY14, whose product is annotated as purinergic receptor P2Y14. Bases 5865 to 6878 code for a protein of 337 amino acids. Gene Ontology annotation, molecular function: G protein-coupled purinergic nucleotide receptor activity. NCBI's taxonomy places the organism in Eukaryota, Metazoa, Chordata, Aves, Anseriformes, Anatidae. Gene Ontology annotation, cellular component: membrane. The transcript has 3 exons. Gene Ontology annotation, biological process: G protein-coupled receptor signaling pathway. The record is from RefSeq and is a predicted model, not a curated record.
GACCGCCGGCCAGAGGAGGAGCAAGCAGGGCAGGACCUGCCCUGGGGCCCUGGGGCGAGCUGCCUCGGACGGGCAGCGCCGCUCAGAGCACCCGGCUGCAGCGGGGCUGCCCGGGCUGCGCGGCUGCAGGCCCGCAGACCUGUAGGACAGGCAGCCUCGGCGCCUCGCAGGAGUCUCCCGAGGAGACGGCAGCACCCCGGCACCCUUGCCCAUCGGGAGCCAGGGCUGGGCACGUGCCAAGUGCAGGCAAGGAGCCGGAGCGCUUCCCAGCGGCACACCUCUGCUUGCCUUUGCAGAGCUGAUGGCCUGGUCUACUGCCAGGCCCGGACAAAACUCGGGACCACAUCACGGACCACAGACCCGGCUGUAAGAAGGAACAGUGUGUGCUGCCAGUAAGUGCUGUCCUGCUCACCGUAGGAAACGCGGCUGCCGACUCACAGACCUGUGUGAUGCCUCUCAAGCUCUAUUUCUGCUUUCUGAACAAUCAAAGAGAAUCCAUACCUUCCUGAAGUGUGCUUCAGCUAAAAACAAAGUGCUAUCCCACGACCACCAGGCUUCUCCGAGGACCCCAGCCCUGCCUGAGACGCUCACCGACGCUGGAGCCCUGGUAAGGGGACGCCCCCCAGAGACACCGCGUCAGCACCACCCGCCACCCCCUGCAAACUCCCCCCGGGUCUGGCAAAGUACCCGGGACAACACCGCUCCCCCCGGCUGCUCGCAGCCCAUGUCUGCAGCGCGUGACACCCGCAUAGAGCAGGGAAGCAGGAAAAUGGGCCCCUUCAAACCCCAGCAGAGAGGGGAGAGGGCCUGAACGGGACACAGGACUGCGAGGACGCUGGACAAGCAGGGAAGCAGCUGGCACAGGGAACAAAAUGGGCCAGGCCGUGCAGGGCAGGUGUGCGGAACGGUCACGCGUGACAUGGCACGGGGCAGCAGGACAGAGUAAAAGGACACAGCAGCCACUCCUCUAAGCACCACGGGCCACUGGGUUCACUGCAGCAGCCAUGCAGGCAGACGGGGUCUGCUCCCUGCUGCAGGGCUGCCCGAGUCAGAGCAGGGUUAAAACCUGCAACCUCUGGCACUCACCGCUUCUUCCUGAGCUACCAGCUUAACCCUCUUUUCUCCCAAGACAUCUGAAGAGCAAUGACUCUUUAGGUCAGAUGGAUUUCCUUCAACUUGCCUGGAAAAUGGAAGCCUGAUGACUUGAGACAGGACACACAGAGUCCGCAGGACAGGAAUGCUAAAGCUGCCGCCCACCAGCACACAGGAUAUUUCACACGACAGAACCUGUGAGAACGGUACCAGUGAAGCAUGCUGUUACCGGCAAAUCCCCGCAGGAGCCACAGGUGAAAGAGCCAGAGGUGUGGUAGUGCAGCAGGGACUGCGAGGAGAGGAGGGCGCCCAGCUGCAGGCUGCUGAAGGAGGUCAACUGUGCCCUGCCUCUGACACCCAGAUCCUCCGCAGUCCCCAGGCGGCCAAACCUCCACAUCUCGGCAGCUGCCUAGCAGGCCUGCACUCAGACUCUCAGAGAAGCUGAAUGCUCAAAGCUCAGCCGAGACAAAAUAUAAGGCACUAUAAGAACGCUAAAUGAAAUGAACCUCCAAAUUCAUCACCUGAAAGCAAUGAUUAAUUGACCGUUAUGGCUUCAACCAGGGAGUCUCAGAAAUAAAAGAGGGAUAAGAACACUCACAAUAAUGAAAGGCAAUUUUGUUAAGGUCUCUGAAGAUAUCACCUUAUUUCACUGAGAGAGAUUCAAUGCAAUUAAGGAGACUAUUAAUUCAAGAUAACAAGCCUUGGCUCUGAGUACAGGACGCGUACACUGCAGCAAAGCAUUAGCAGGCCACACUUGGGCCCCUUCUAGUAAGGUGAUACACGCUCACAGAAGGAAAGUCCAUGAGGAAAUUGUGUGUCCAAAGGCAGGCUUGGGUCGUGCACUGUGAAGCAAAGAUUAAGUCAUGUACUGCAUGUUUAUUAACACUACUGUAUACCAUUUACAAAUUUUACUUUAAUAUAAACAUCAAUGCUUUCCCAGAUUAAUAAGAGAUUAUAUUUGAUUAUCCUUUACCAUAUAUUUCAGCUAGUUUUGUGCUUGGCUUUGAAGCCUCCCAGUAAACAUAUGGGAAGAACAGGAAGGGAGGAAGACAGACAGACAUGUGGCUAAGUUAAAAAAAAAAUAUAUAAUAAUAAUAAUUUGAAAAAAGAAAGAAAAUAGCCAUACACCAGGGAUUUAUCACUUGUCCCAAGAAUAAACCUCUCGGCAUUUGAGCACGCCCCGAGCAAACACGACGUAACCCCAUGAACUCCUGUUCAGGACACUCCCAUUAACUAAAACAGAAGCUAUCGGGGUAGCAAGCUUUAUAGAAAAGGUCACAGCAAGGCCUGGGAACAGCUUGGGGAAAGAAAACAGCAACCCUUAAGCCUACUGCUUGGCUAACUGCACAAAUGUGUCUUUUUUGAAACCAAUUCAAAGCCGAUCUUUGUGGAAGUACGUAUAAGUACACUAAAAUAGCACCGACCAUCUGUAGCACUUGACAUUUCGACCACAUUUGGUGAAGCGGCUCACCAACUUUCUGCUUGUGGAGAUCAAGCUCGAUUCUGAAACUUCAUCACUAUCAACAUAGAUAAUGAAGAUAAUAUUUCAAAGCAUUCACUGAAAGAACUGACAGACUACCCAGCUGCAAAGGAAUAACCCAAUGGGUAAAGCAGAAAAAACAGGAGACUUCACUCUAACCAGUAAGUAACGACCUGCUGCAGCUUAUAGCGUUCCUAUAGCGAUUCUUAUUGUAAGGCAAUUGUAAAGGGUGUAUUUUGUAAAUUUAUUUGAUAGCUGAAAAGUCUUUCCAGGUGAAAGAUCAUGCCUCUUCAUUACACAUUUCUCUAUGUUAUUAACAUUCUUGAACAUUUUUUUGAAACUUUUAAAUAACUACUGUUGUAAUUUAAAAAAAGAAUAAUAGACAAACAAGGGUCAACAGGGAAUCAUUCAGGUGCUAUACAAGCCACAAACAAAUUAUUUAAAACACAAUUGAACUGUAAAUAAAUACAACAGACAAGGCAAAUGCCUAUUAGUCUGAGACAUGGAGCAGACUAAAGCUGCUGCACCUAAGGCUGCCGAUCUGUACAGACAAGGAUUGUUCUGGAUUUGUGUAAACAGUUGAGGUGUAAUCAGUAAAAGAUAUUCUUCUUAAGCAACUAUUUCUGUUUUAAUUUUUGAUCAAGGAAACAUAACUAAUUUAAAACAUCAGAAAUGGCACUAAAAACAAACGUUCUAUUAAUAAAGAAUAUUAAAGGGAACAAUCUUUUGAGACAUUUGUCUCCUUUCAAAUACCCAGUUUUAGGACAAUAAAACUAUCAGUCAUUAAAAUAUUUCACUGACACAGUUGUACAGGAAUAAUUCCAAAUUUGAUAGAUCCAUUGCUACUAAAAGCUGGUUUCUUUAGUCCUCUAAUCACAUCACCAACAGACUGUUCCUGGUACCAUAGUCCUAACUUUUAGAAUCAUUGCUGCUUAAUUCAAAUAUUUAACUGAUGGGAGACAGGAAGGAUUUGGAGAUUUUUUUGUAAGGCUUAAUUAAAAAGCCUGGAAUAUUUGGGUUAGAUCUGAAAAUGAUUCCAUAUACAAAGCAGCUCAAAGCAUUGCCCAGGUUUCAGUGUGAAUAUCAGGGAUCAGACACCGAUGUAGGCUCUAAUCUUUCAAAGAUAAAAGACUGCGUUCUUAGAAUAGUUUAGAGCCUUGUCUAAAAAUCAGAAAUGAAAACAGAAUGAAAAUUUCAACUUCUCAUCAGGAAAAUGAGGCUGUUAAAUUUCAUACAUAAAAAGUAGCACAGGGACCCCUGGACAGUAAGAAGAAAUGAAACAAUUACUGGCGGUUUUUGCAAGACUGAAAUUCUCCCCUCGAGUGUCCUCACCCUGCAACCAAACGAGCUCACGUUGCCCUUCAAAAGCUUGCUAUUUUAACAAGAAAAUAAACGAUCUUAUCUACAACAGCUCUUUAUACCAGUUGGCUCUCCUCACUGGCUUUGUCCUUCAGAACACCAGAAAUUAAUCAUAAAUGCUGAGAAAACAUAACAUAUGAUCUAAUUGUCUGAAAAAAUUUUGGUCAGGAAAACCUGUUAUAAAAUGAUGUCAAUGCCAAAUGCUGUCUGCAUUAAAGGAACCAUUUUAUGUGGUGCACCAUCUCCUGACACGUUAACAACAGCAAGUUCUUUGCUGAAGUCGUUUCCGAGCUCCCCAGAAGCCACCCGUGGAAGGCAGCGCACGGAGCACGGCUCAGGCAGCUGGAACGCCGUGGUCUUCAGGAGCGCUGAGCCCCAGAGCCAAGCCCAGCUGCAGGGCAGGGUGCUCAGCGUGCUCAGCACCUCCGCAAGUCCCCCGGUCACGUAACUCAUCCCCACUGCCCUCUUUCCAGGCUGGUGCAGCAGACUAAGUUGCUUUGAUCUAACCUGGAAAUAACAAGUUACUUUCUUUUCCUCAUCACUAGGUCACCUGAAAAUGUCAGCCCACUUUUUUUUUUUUUCUUUUUCUAAAUGGUGAGAAGAUGGGGAGGAAAAGAAGGAAGGGAGGAAUAAACUGAACAAAUGCUCAGUACACAGUUCUGUGUCAGGUUUAGAAACAGCUGUUUUACAUCCAUCUUGAAAUGAGAAUUCACUUACAACUGUAACAAAAAAAAAAGUCAAGACUUUCUACCGCAACACUGCAUACUGUGAAGGAUGCUAAUAGGACUCCUCUCUGCCCAGUCACUGGCAGCAAAUGUUGGGAAUGCACUGAACGUACAAACUUGGGGAUUGUUUUUGCAGACACAAGGAAUGAGAAACACAGACACAGAAUCAUAAAUUCAUAAGGUUUUAUGUACGUCGUGUUACACGAAUAAGUUAAAUUCUAUUUAUUCUUUCUUCCCCUCAAGAAUUAUAUAGCCAACCAAAAGAAUACACACCGCCAGGAGCAAUAUAAUCCCAAAAAAGAGAUGUCACAAAAGAUGUCGUGGCUUUAUUCCAUGUGUGUUUUUUUUUUGUUGAAAUAACAUUUGACUGGCCACAAGAUACCGCCAGUUUCUCUCAAUCUGAGCAUCUUGGCUGCUCUCUUCAGGUAGAAAUGAGGAGGAAAAAAAGUCCAGGCUAGGACUGCUGCUGUCCUGUGCAAGGCAAAGGGCUGCAGACAGAGCUGGUGGUUAAGGGUCAGGGUGAGAUCCUGUCCACCAGGUCAGUCAAGGGACUACGGUGCUUGGCGAUGCUAAGCAGGGACACUGACAGAAGGAGUGACUGUGUAGGGCUUGGGGAUGAGAUGCAUACAGGAGGAAAAAGCAGACAGCACUUGGGACGGACAGUAUAGAAACCCCGGCAGUAACAUCGGGACUGGCAUGUCAUGUGUCUUAAGAAAACCCCAAAGGACUUUCUGAUUUGGAGGAACGCACCAGUUCAGUGACCUCCUGCGGCAGGAGAUGGCAUCCCAUGGACCCACCGUGUGCCCAGCAGCUCCGGUCCUCUGGGGAGCGCAGCCAGGUGCCUUCAGAGAGCAAGUAGGGACAAGGCCUUUCACAAAGAGCUACGUCUGACCAGGUGACAACAAGGGCAGAUACGUUUUAUCAUGAAUACAAAUGACAUGAUGCACGUGAGAGGGACAAGAGGCCCCGAUCUUACCCACACAGCGGUGGGCUCCAGGUUGAACACGGCUGCUACCUCUGUGGCUCUGUCCCUAACAAAUGGUGAAGUCCUGCUGAAAGACCCAGGACUCCCCCGCAGUACUUAUCCCUAGCUCACCCAGCAAGAGGAGAGGCUCUGUGCCUGCGAAUGGAAGGCUCUCUAGACCCUUAAUACCUUAACAAAAACCACCACAGCAGUGAAAUCAAGAAAGGAACAAAGAUAUUGUAAGAUGUUCAACUCCAGCACAAACUCCUCGGGAAACAACUGCAGUUACGACACUGUAAUAACUAAGACAGUCAUUCCCCUGGUCUACUGUUUAAUUUUCAUAGUAGGAUUCCUGCUGAACAGUGUGGCAGCAUGGAUCUUCCUAUACGUUUCUAGCGAGAAGAGCUUUAUUGUCUAUCUCAAAAACAUUGUUGUUGCUGAUCUCCUAAUGAGCUUGACGUUUCCUUUCAAAAUUCUUGCUGAUUCAGAAAUUGCACAUCCACAGCUCAACAUGUUUGUGUGCAGAUACUCUGCAGUUGUUUUUUAUACAAACAUGUAUAUUGGAAUAACAUUUUUUGGCCUCAUAGGUUUUGACAGAUACUAUAAAAUUGUAAAGCCUUUAUUCACCUCCUUUGUUCACACGGUUAACUACAGUAAGGUUAUCUCUAUAAUCAUAUGGUUAUUGUUUAUGUUUAUAUCCCUUCCAAAUAUGAUUUUAACUACUGAAGUCUCUAAAGCAAAUUAUUCCAGAAAAUGUAUUGGUCUUAAAAGCGAGCUUGGCAGACAGUGGCACAAGGUGUCAAGUUACAUUUGCACAGGGAUUUUCUGGAUUGUUUUUCUUCUACUAAUCAUUUUUUACACUUCAAUAUCAAAAAAAAUAUAUAGCUCCUAUAAAAAAUUCAGAAGGAACUCAGACAUUACCAAGAGAAAAACCAGUCGUAAUAUAUUCAGUAUCAUGUUUGUAUUUGUCAUUUGCUUUGUGCCAUAUCACUUCUGCAGAAUACCAUACACUUUAAGUCAAACUAGCUCACAGUUCAACUGCCAGUCACAAACAACUCUGUUCUAUGCAAAGGAGUUUACUCUUGUGUUGUCUGCUGCAAACGUGUGCCUUGAUCCCAUUAUUUAUUUUUUCCUCUGCCUACCUUUUAGAGAAAAGCUGUAUCAAAAACUGCACCUGAAGCUGAAAACUUCACGUGAGGUUGACAUUUCUAAAUCUAGAAGAUCAAAUACACUUCAGGAAAGUGUGAAUAUUCUGUAAGUUUAGGUCUGUAAAAUAACGCACGCUUGAGAGUUACUCAAGAACGCAAUGUCUCAGAAAGAAACUGAACAGAUGAGAAACAGCAAUAAAACAGAAAAAAAUGUUUCUGAGUAAAAUACCAAGUGGCAUUUCUCCCUAUAAAAAGAUUUUUGCAUGCUAUCAGUAUAUUUACUAUGUGCUAUUUCAGCUGAUGCUAUGAUUGCAUUAUGGUGUGAUAUGACCUAUCUUGAUCUCAAAAAAAGAGAGGAAUAACUGGACCAAAACAUUCUGGGGCUCCAGUCCACAGUUCUCUGAAAGGAUUAUCCAACAUCCUAAUCAUCAAAUUGAUCUUCUGUUUCUCGUGAAGCCAGGCACGACACACAUGCAUAGCAGGAAAACAGCCUGAAGGGCCUGGGAACGACUGAUUGUCCCACAUCGACUGGAGCAGACUGCUCCAAAGCAACACGAAAAGCUGAGCAUAACCCCUCUCUGACUUGGCCUCUACCAGCCAGCUGAAGAGUACUGAGAUCCUGAGGGGAAGUUCUGUGGGUAUU